AUGGCUGAUGUUGUUUCAUUUCAGGACAAUAUCGCGAAGAUCCUCCGAGAAUCGUUGAUGCUGGUAACAGCGUUGAAUCCACACAUUGGUUACGAUAAUGCAGCGAAGAUCGCGAAAACAGCGCACAAAAAUGGAACAACAUUGAAGGAAGAAGCAGUCAAGUUGGGUAUCCUCACUAAAGAACAAUUCGAACAGUGGGUACGACCCGAGAAUAUGCUUGCUCCUAAAUAA
Molecule: messenger RNA, 231 nt
Organism: Anisakis simplex (herring worm)
Lineage: Eukaryota; Metazoa; Nematoda; Chromadorea; Rhabditida; Anisakidae
Source: the annotation of a GenBank genome assembly